UCUCUUCCUGCUUACAUAAUGACAGUGUUGUUACAAAUAAAUAAAUCAAAUGAAUAAACGGCCGUUGCGCAACGACAGUGGCUGCAUGGAUGUCGGAUUCGGAGGAGAUCGAUGACAACGCGCGCCUCCUGCGGCUCCCACUACUCUCUCUUCCGCUCGCUGCUGCGGUGCGCGGCACGGAGCUGCGUCGCGGAAGGGCGGUCCCUCCACGCGCGCCUCAUCAAGAUCGGGUCCUGGGCGGACGUCUUCCUCGCCAACAGCGUCGUCAACAUGUACGCCAAGUGCGGCCACCUGUCCCAGGCCACGGCGGCCUUCGACGAGAUGCGCGCCCGCGACGUCGUCUCCUGGAACUGCCUCAUCAACUCCUACUCUCGCCAAGGCCCCCGCGCCGCCGCCGCCGCCUCCGUCACCGAACUCUUUCGCCGCAUGCGGGCCGAAGGCGGCGCGUGCCUCCUCCCCAACGCCUUCACCUUCGCGGGCGUUUUCACGGCCGCUCCCCACUCCCCGGACGCCCAUGCCGAUUUCGGUUUUCAGGCUCACUGCGUCGCCGUCAAGACGGCCGAUUGUGAUGAUGUCUUUCUCGGAAGCUCGCUGCUCAACAUGUACUGCAAGCUCGGACUUGUUUCUGAUGCUCGCAAGGUGUUCGACAGAAUGCCUCACAAGAAUUCCGUCUCCUGGGCGGCCAUGAUUUCUGGCUAUGCUGUUGGAAAGUGUCCGGCCGAGGGGUUCCGGUUAUUCAGGUUGAUCAUGUGGGAACGCCCGUGCAGCACCAACGAGUUUGUCGUCACCAGUGUUCUUAGUGCUGUCAGCCUCCCUGGAUUUCUGCAGAUGGGUCGGCAGAUCCAUGCUCUUGCUGUCAAGAAUGGGUUAUCAUCUUUCCUAUCCGUCGAGAAUUCGCUCGUCACCUUGUAUGCAAAAUGUGAAAGCCCGGACGACGCACUGCUGAUGUUUGACUCAUCAAGAGAUAAAAAUUCCAUCACCUGGUCUGCGAUGAUAACUGGAUAUGCACAAAAUGGCAAUUCGGACAAGGCUCUGUUGCUUUUCUCACAGAUGCAGUCGGAAGAUAUCAGACCGAGCGAAUUCACAUUUGUUGGGGUUCUCAACGCAUGUAGCGAUGCGAUGGCUUUGCUUGAAGGGAGACAGGCUCAUUGUUACUUGUUGAAGCUGGGAUUUGAGCUUCAAGUGUACGUCAAAAGUGCACUGGUGGAUAUGUAUGCAAAAUGUAGCAAUGUUGUUGAGGCGAGGAAAGGGUUUGAUCAGCUGCUUGAGGAGGAUGUUGUCCUCUGGACUACGAUGAUAGCAGGGCAUGUGCAGAAUGGAGAGCACGAAGAGGCUCUAACACUAUACGGAAGAAUGGAAAAGGAGGGCAUCUUGCCUAAUAAUCUGACCAUAGUUAGCGUCCUUAGAGCAUGUUCUGGCCUCGCAGCUUUGGAGCAAGGGAAGCAAAUGCAUGCUCGUGCUCUCAAGUAUGGAUUUGGUUUAGGGGCUCCUAUCGGGAGUGCCCUAUCUUCCAUGUAUGCAAAGUGUGGGAACCUUGAUGAUUGUGCCCUUGUCUUCAGAAGAAUGCCACAGAGGGAUGUUGUUGACUGGAAUUCAAUUAUAUCCGGAUUUUCUCAAAAUGGGCGUGGGAGUGUUGCACUGGAUAUUUUUGAGGAGAUGAAAUGCAACAGCACAGAACCAGACCACAUCACGUUCAUUAAUCUUCUAUGUGCAUGUAGCCACAUGGGCUUGGUCGAGAGAGGUUGGUUUUACUUCAGGUCGAUGCUCAAUGAUUAUGACUUGGCUCCUAGGCUAGAACACUAUGCUUGCAUGGUUGAUAUUCUUUGUCGUGCUGGUUUGCUCAGUGAAGCCAAGGACUUUAUAGAAUCAGUUCCCAUUGAUCAUGGCACUUGUUUGUGGCGUAUUGUGCUAGGGGCCUGUCGUAGUGUUCGGAAUUUUAGUAUAGGAGCAUAUGCUGGAGAGAGACUUAUAGCGUUGGGUUCAAAGGACUCCUCUGCAUAUAUUUUGUUGUCAAACAUAUACGCUGCUGAGAGAAGGUGGGAUGAUAUGGAACGGGUGAGACGAAUAAUGAGGCUUAGAGGGGUGAGCAAGGAGCCAGGGUGCAGUUGGGUUGAGCUUCAGAAUAGAGUUCAUGUUUUUGUUGUUGGGGACCAGCACCAUCCCUACAUGGAGGAUAUAAAUACACAAGUUAGAAGGCUAACAAAGCACAUGAACGACGAAGGAUAUCGUCCAGCAUCUCGAUACUUCGGCGAUGAUUUGGAGUUGGACAUGGGAUUUCACAAGAAUGAGGACAUAGAAUUGAUAGCAUCAGCGAAUAUAUGUUGCUGAGGUCAAAACAAGAUGAUUCGUAGAAAAGUUCUAUGCAACAUGUGCAAGUUCCCAAAUCGCCAGAGCAAUGGCAUCAAACAACACCACGGUUAAUGCGACUCAAAUCCGCUUUCCCGCUUCUAUGAUGAAAAUACAGACUGCCGGUGUCACCAUCCAGUUCGGCACCGUCACUGAGGACAUUCUGGUUACUGUCAUGCCCCAGCCAGCCACUCAAAUUGGUGGGGGCAAGACUUCGACGGACUCCAAGGACGAAGCUACUUUAGUUCCCAACAGCCGUGUGAUUUCUCGCCUUCCAUCACGUGGGAGGCGCCCAAAUGUCAUCAUCCCAAAUCCUCCGCGCAGGCCUGCCAAGGAGCGACUGGCUGUUCCCUCUGCCGCAACAAGAAUUGUGAUGGAGGGUCGACUCAAAUUUUCUGAUGGCCAGCUUGCAAGGACAUUUGUCUUUAAAAGAUUGGCCCUGUCAAUUCUGAAACCAUUGAUCCGGAAGCAUCAAGAAAAUCAGUUUUUGAUAGACUGACGACCUCUACAAGCGAAGUUGCCGAGAUGGCACUUCAUCCAAGAUCCAAAUCUUUUAAGAGAAACGCUCGACGUUCCUUAAAGAGAAGACAAGAGAGAGAAGACAAAGGAACAGAGGCAUUACCGCCGACUAAGGUUGUAGUCGAACCGACAGCUCUUAUGCAUAACAAGUUCGCCCCACUAAAGUUUGUCAAAAAGAAUUCACCCACUGCUGUCCUCCGUCCUGAAAAAGAAAUGGGUCACCUACGACCUAUCAAUGAGACGAGCUACCCACGGCCUGUCAACAAGGUCUCGCCAAAACACAAAGAGACAACUAUAUCUCAACGCAUCUAUGAAGCCUUGAAAGAGGUUAAAAGGCGUCGCAAGGAGGAGAAUACAUCUGCAAUUAGGGGGCGGAAGCAACCAUUGAUGCCGAAUAAGAAAAUUACUAAGCAAUGGAGAGUGAAGAACUCUAUCAUACCAUCUGAUAAUUAGGAGAAACAAAGAGGAAGCUCCAAAAGGUUGACUAUCCAUACAGUAAGGAUGGUCAAUCAUGUAGAAGAAGAUAAUGAUGAUGGCAAUCCGACGCUGAGGGAGAUAGCUACGAGAGCUGCCCUCCUGCGCAAAGGGAAGAAGGCCCCUGAAACAAAAAGAUGUGGUUCCUCUCAAGGGAUAGGAGAAUAUCCCAACACGGACUUACCUCAACACCCCAAUACUGACUUACCCCUUGACCUGUUUAGUGUAGAAGAGAAUGAAGAGGAACCCGCUUUUCUCCCCCAGGAUCCUAAAGAUCUUCUAAUUGAUUCAAUGAGAAAGAAGCUGGAGGAAAAGGACAAGGACAUAUCAAAUCUGCAUAGAAAGUUAGACGAAGUCUUGGAAAUGUUCAGCAACAUGCAAACGCACAUGGGAGUGCAAUUAUGCAAUCCUGAAGUUCAAGCUACACCACCGACCUUGAACUUGUCCACACCGUCAACCGAAGAAAACCGAAAAAAUCAGUUGGCUACAACACCUCGCAUCCAAAAAGAUACUCAUAAUAUAACCAGAGAUGAAAUAUCAGAACUUAUUGCUCUUCAACUGAAAGAGUCAAUGGCAGGGUCAAUACCCAAACAGAAAUGAAGGGGGCACCCAUACCCUAUGGAAUAUGAUGAUAUACUCUUUCCUUUAGGGUAUGUUAUUCCUAAAUUCAAACAAUUUAAUGGGGUAGGCAACCCGGACCAACAUUUGGCACAUUUCAAAGCCACGUGUGGUAACACCGGGGGCAACAAAAUUAUUGUUGCGUCAGUUCCCUCAGAGCUUGACCGGGAUAGAUUUUGACUGGUAUUACUCUCUCGAGGAUGACUCAAUUAAAACUUGGAGUGAAAUGGAGAAUGCUUUUCGAGCAAAAUUCGCUACAGUUAGCGAUAAAAUCUCAAUAGCAGAUCUGGCAGCGACUAAAAGAAAGAAGCAUGAGUCAAUGCUAGACUACAUAACUCGAUGGCGAAAUUUGAGUAUAAAGUGUGAUACAACCCUAGAGCAAUCUCAAGCGGUAGAGUUGCUUAAAGGGAAUAUAGACAACUGGAUGGCCCCGUUCUUUUGUAUCAGCAGUUGUACUACGUUUUAGGAUCUCAUACCGAACGUCUCAAGACUGGAGAAAACUGAUCCACAAAUUUUGGCGAGUUUCUAUCCUUCUAAACCUCGGAGGGAAGAUGGAAAGAAAGCCGAAACCAAAACCGUCCAUUCAAGAACAGCUUAUGCCAACAAUAUAGAAAAAGGAAAAAGGCCCAUUGCUUCAGUUGGGCCAACAUCCAAGCCAACGUUAGGCGGUGAUAACUAUAAAAUGACCAUAGAAGAGAGAAAGAAUAAAGUCUACUCCUUUAAAAGAGACAAAGUAAGAAAAAUAUUCAAUGAUGCUAUUAAAAGUGGUCUAUAGCUACCGGAGCCAAAGAGGCCAGAAGAUGUUGGCAAAACUGAUGACACAAAUUAUUGUCUCUAUCAUAGGAUGGUCAAUCACCCUAUUGAAAAUUGUUGGGUGUUUAAAGACUGGGUUGAAAAGCAAUAUAAAACUGGUGCUAUUACUCUCUCACGUUCAGUCUUGAUGGAUUCACAAAUGGAAGAAACCAAUGUAAUUAGUGCGGGGACCGAAGAAACAGUAGGGUUCGAUUACUCUUUUCCCUCUGAGGUUUGGAACACUUUUCUGACUAAGAAGACUGGAAAAAUGCUCAAACAGUUGAAAGAAACUCCAGGAAUUACAUGGCGAGGCCCGCUGAAUCCAAGAGUGCAACCAAUGCCACUUGAGGAUCAACCUUCAUCAUCUUCCAAACCAUACAAUCCUCCUACUCUAUCUAAUCGGAAAGUAAUCAAGAAAAAGAAGAUUAAAAGGCCCGUAGAUCCGGAGCCGUAUGAGUCUAAGAAGACGGAGCUUGAAGAGUAUAUUGACUCCCUAGAAGACUACAUACAGAAAAAGAGGGACGCAGUUUUAAUCAAAGACUUCGUAGUCGGAGCAAUGGAAGGCACGACCGUCCCAAUACGAAAGAUUGAUGAGGGUGUGAAAUUUAAAGAAUAUGUCGAGCCCCCUCUUCCACCCAAUAAAAAAGUCUAUAUAAAUUUGGAAAACGAAUUUGAAGAGAUAGAGAAGGAGAUCUAUGAGGAGGCGGAGGAUUUCAGGCGAGAAGUAUGCACAGAAGUAUGCAGAGCCACCUCAGCUUAUAAUGUGGACAGUGAAGAUGAAUUCACUUCCGCGUUAGAAGACAAUACUGAUGAUGAUGCUGAAGAAGGCGAUAGCAAGAAAGAAUUUUGGCAAAAAUUAGAAAGAAAGAAAAAAGAGGAGCAAGGUUCAAUUGCAUAUGCACAAAGGGUUACGAACUAUAGACUAGACUCGGUCAACGAGGAGCUCUUUAAUAUAAGAGUCGAACAAAAAGAGAUAGCGAAGAUGGUGAUCGGGCUUGAAGCAAGGAUUGAGCAGGUGUUACGGUUAAUGGCCCCAACCCCUCGACGAGUUCGGCCACCACCUAGAAAUAACCGUCUACAAGAGGUGAUGGAGCGCAUUGAAAGGAUGAUGACCGCGAUACCAGUCAGGAGCAAGCAACAGAGGAUGUAUCUUCUCAGAACUGGAGAAUUGUAGGAGAUCAAGAUCUAUCAAUUCGAAGGGAGAAACAACAAUUGUCUUGAAAAAGUAAAAACAAAUGACUAUUAAGUCGUUAAGCUGAACAUCCGACUGUUAAGUCGUUAAACUGAGCACCAAAACUCAAAUCGACCGCCAUGUCAUUAAACUGAACACCAAAACUCAAAUCGAUCGCCAUGUCGCUAAAUUGAGCAACCCAAUUUAAAAUCGACCGCCAUGUCGCAAAACUGAGCAACUCAAUUUAAAAUCCACCGCCAUGUCGCUAAACUGAGCACCUCAACUUCAACCGACCGCCAUGUC
Messenger RNA from Ananas comosus (pineapple), 6223 nucleotides. Its product is annotated as pentatricopeptide repeat-containing protein At2g33680. Bases 112 to 2328 code for a protein of 738 amino acids. NCBI's taxonomy places the organism in Eukaryota, Viridiplantae, Streptophyta, Magnoliopsida, Poales, Bromeliaceae. Gene Ontology annotation, molecular function: RNA binding; protein binding. The record is from RefSeq and is a predicted model, not a curated record. Gene Ontology annotation, biological process: RNA modification. The transcript has 3 exons.